Aspergillus mulundensis is the source of this 1335-nucleotide messenger RNA. Its product is annotated as glycosyltransferase family 31 protein. Gene Ontology annotation, molecular function: glycosyltransferase activity. Bases 1 to 1335 code for a protein of 444 amino acids. The transcript is spliced from 2 exons. The record is from RefSeq and is a predicted model, not a curated record. Gene Ontology annotation, cellular component: membrane. Lineage: Eukaryota; Fungi; Ascomycota; Eurotiomycetes; Eurotiales; Aspergillaceae.
AUGACUUCCCACCGCGGCAUCCGUCGUCGCAUCGCCGUGGUCGCAUCCCUCCUCACCCUCUUCCUCAUCUACCACUUCACAUUCGGCUCCGUCCCAUAUAAACCCUCUUCACCCUCGUCCUCCGUCAAGAACAAUGCACGCCCCAGCUCCACCUCGAGCUCUAGCAAGAAACAACCACAAUGCCCGCCCCUCCCAGGCAUCGAGGACGUCCUCGUCAUCAUGAAAACCGGCGUCACAGAAGCCCUCGAUAAAGUGCCCGUGCACUUCCAAACCACCCUCCGCUGCAUCCCCAAUUACAUCAUCUACUCCGACUUUGAGGAGAAAAUCGAGGGCGUCCAAAUCCACGACGCCUUCCGCAACGUCAGCCCCGUCGUCAAGGAGAACAUCGAGGAUUUCCAAAUCUACAAUCGCCUUUCCAAGCGCGGCCGCGAGGGCCUACAGACACAAGACUUCGCCGACGAGGCGAACUCCGCCAUCGGCAAACCCAACAACCCGGGCUGGAAGCUGGACAAGUGGAAGUUCCUGCCAAUGGUCAAGGAGGCCUACACGCACAAGCCAGAAGCCAAAUGGUUCGUGUUCAUGGAAGCAGACACAUACUACUCGUGGCCGACACUCCUCUCCUGGCUCUCGCACUUCGACACCUCCAAACCACACUACAUCGGCACGGAGACCCAAAUCGCAGACGUCAUCUUCGCGCACGGCGGGUCGGGCUUCGUGCUCUCCAACCCAGCCAUGAAGCUCGCAGCGGACGAGUACACCGAGCGACCGGACGAACUGCACGAGUAUACGGACGCCCACUGGGCGGGCGACUGCGUGCUCGGCAAGGUCCUCUCGAACGUCGGCGUCCCGCUCUCCUUCUCGUGGCCGAUCCUGCAGAACUCGAAUAUCGGGGAGCUGGAUGAGUUCACGACGAUGUUUUACCGCCGGCCGUGGUGUUUCCCGGCUGUGGCAUUCCACCACCUCUCGCCGGACGAUAUCCGGUUUCUGUUUGACUUUGAGCAGCGGAGGCUUGCGAAGGCUGCAAAAGGACCUCUUCUUCACAGCGAUGUUUUCAAGGAGCUCAUCUUCCCCGAGCUCUCCGAUGUACGAAAUGGUUGGGAUAACCUUUCCGACAAGGAACAGUCGUCGCUUUCUACGUUCCAAGAAUGCCAGUCUUACUGCGAGGAUGCUGCCGAUUGUGUGCAGUUUGUUAUGCGUGAUGGAACAUGCUACACUGGUGCGACACCACGGCUUGGGUCCAAAAACUCGGACGCCCGGUCUGGAUGGAUCAUAAACAAGAUAGAGAACAUGGUAGACCAGGCACCUCAAUGUGUUCGACCGGACUUUGGGUUAUGA